AUGCAGGCCUGGGGUUCUGUCUUCAAGUAAAUUCCCAGUGCUCAGUUGCCUGAGGGCAGCAGUGCGAUUCCAAAGAUGGAGAAUUUCUUUUCUCUGAGAAGCACUGGUACCACCUGGCUGAGCUCCAGUCCCACCUCCUGGGUGAUUGAUACCAUCAUUGCUUUCCUGUGUGGACUUGGGCUGUUUCUUCUGUUGCUCCCCUGCUUUCAGAGUAAUCAGCCCUUACCACCAGCUAGGAAAUAUAUAAACACCAGGAAGCAUCAAGUGGAGCUGAGGAAGAGGAACAGGAGUAAGAAGAAAAGUGGAGCUUUGAAAGCUUGCAGAAAUUGCCUGAAAGAACUGGAGGGAGCUCGCAGCCUGAUUUCACUUCUGCAAGGCUGCCUGGAGAGGCUCCCUGACAAGGGUGGCUUUCAUCAGCUCUUAUGUCAAGAUCCCCCUGGUGAGGUAUACAAAGCAGCGCCUACUGGAGCCCACCUGCCAUGUGGGGAGACUGUGGAUGAUGCCGCUCCUGCUAUGUCCUUGUUGGCUACCCCAGUUCCUCUGACCCAGUGCCCUCUAUUUCUUGGCCCAACGACCUCUUCAGUUUCUGUUCAUUCCCACUCAUCUCUGAGUGCUUCUUGGCCACUGGAGCCUUUUCUUCCCCUGGACAGCCUUUUACCACAGCCACUCGCUCUUUCCCCUCCCCCUCCAUGUCCAUUUAAUUCAGAGGCCUGCCCUCCACCCCUGACAGCCUCUUCUGCCCCACAACCUCCAGACUCCAUUCUGACUCUUUCUCAGUGUGACUCAAUGGAACUCCCACUGGACACCAUUACACAGAGAUCAUCUCACACCCCAUGGUCAGCUUCUCCUGACCCAGUCACCUUAGGCCUUGGCCACUCAAGCUGUCCCAUUUCAGCCUUGUCCUGGUGGCAAACUGCUGCCAAAGCCUUGUGUCUCUCAACUUCAACAGAUUAUGAGUCUCAGCAAGAACACCUUUUCCACCACUCAUUAGAGGCCUCAUUCUGGGGAAAUCCUACUGACAGACAAGUAGGAGAUGCUAAUCCCUCUUUGUUCAGCUCUGAUGACCAGAAGUUCCUGGAGAUAGAAGUCACAAAGGGAGUCAAGAUCAACAUUUGGAAAGAAAAAGAAAAAGAUGGAUCAUAUCCACAACAAAUGAGCCCAGACUACCACCUGAAUUCUUUGGGGAGUAUGUUGAAAUCAUUGGGUGCUGAGCCGAGCACCACAAGCCCCCAACACUUCUGGAACACAAAAAGCAAACCACAGCAGUUGCCUGAUCCUCAGCAGCUCUCAUAUCCUAAGGUCUUGGGGCACCCUUUACAACAUAAAUAUAAUCAGCUCUUUUGGGGUCUUCCCUCUCUACACAGUGAAUCUCUGGUUGCUACUGCCUGGAUCUCUGAGAGCUCUUCAGCACUACAGUCUCCUUUCUUAUUCAAUGGAAUCUCAAAUACCUGCCCAGUUCAAAUGCAGGCUAAAUCACUGCUUUCCCAAUCCAAGCCCCUGUCCCAAUUGGAGUUCCAGUCUCAACCCUUGUCAACCACACCUCAAUUCCAACCCCCACCUCUGGCUCAGAUUCUGACCCAGGAGCAUCUCCAAUCUUCUCUUCCAAUCUUAUCACCUUCUUCUUCACCUCAAAUUAUGGCCUGCAAAAUAUCUAGCCCUACAGCCCAGGAUAAGUCACAAUUUCUCAUCCCAACUGAGAUUCAACAUCCAGAAUGGCCAUUGCUGCAGGAGCAAUUAGAAAGUGGGUGGGCUUUAUCCUCUGUAAUCAAAGGAUCUCAAGAAGUCUUUAGUGUCUUCACUUCCAACCUUCCUGAAGACAGCCUGGUUGUCUCUAUUCUUCCUGAGAAUUUUCCAAUCAGUCCUGAGCUCCGUAAACAACUGGAGCAACACCUACAAAAGUGGCUCAUUCAACACCGUUGGGAGCUUCCCCGUAAGAUCCAAGAGUCUCUGGAACUAAGACAACUUCAGGGUGAAUUACCAGGGACAUGUCAGGCAAAGGGCAAGCAUCGACCCUCACAGCCCUCUGCAUUUAUAGGUAAAAGCAGCAAGGAUACACAGAAAGUAGGAUUCCAAAUGAGCCAGGGAAUGGGCAAGGGCCUGGGAUAUAUUUUGGGGAAGGUCCCAAAAGAAUUCUCCAGGAAUGCAGAAAGCUCCCUAAUGAGGUUUCAGGGAGUAGGCUCUGAAGAAUCAGAAAGUGACGUGGGGCUGUCAAAGAGUGACUCAGAAAGUGACUUACUAAGGAGCUUAGAUAAGAAUCUAGAAAACAUCUUGAAAGGUCAUUUGGGCAGGAAAUUGGGGCAUGUCAGUGAGGGUUUAAUCCCUGAGAGUGCACACCAAUCCUGGCUUGCUGUCAACCGUGCUUCUCCAAUGUCCAACACUAAAAUGGAAACCAGAAAUCCAGGAAUCUUGAAGGGUUGGAGACCAUAUGUGAACACAACUCACAGGGUUUCCUUCCUUGAUCCAGACAUUCGAGAAGGGCUGGAAGCACAUAUCAAAAGAUUUUGGGUGAGGCACAGGUGGGGUCUACUCCUUAAGAUCCUCAAACCUGUUAAUCUCUUAAAGUUGAAAAAGGUUCAACCUUUGCCCGUUCUGCAGUUUUCCUUUACCCCCUCAGCCACCUGUGUGUCUGGGUCCCCCUCAAUAGUCAAGUUUGCCGAAUUUCUGGGAAAACCUCCUAAGGCAUGUCUGGGAAAGAAUGCAAUAACAGAAGAGUCAGCUGCUACCCUGAAAAGGCCUUUCCUUGCCUCUUCACCUAUGUAUGGAGAAAUCCGGACAGGGCUGGGAGGGAUCCCAUCUGGUGACAACCAGGGGCCCUCAAAAGCCUCUCUGAUUGGGCAGGAAGACAGGCAACCUUCUCAGUCACUCACACUCAAGUUAAGGGGCAGAACUUGGCAGAGUGGUUCUGCAGAAUGCACUGAGAAGAGCAGCCUAGAGCUGAGUCCCAGUUCAGCAAUGGCCAGGAAUGAGCCAAGAGAGGAAAGUGGGGAUUGGACCUCACAAGUCCCCUGCCAUAGGGUAGCAAUGCUGGAUAUGAACUUAGGAUCCCAAUAUUAUAGGGAUGAAAAGGCCAGGGAGAUAGUGGAGGCCAAGGAAUCUCCUGGUCUCCAACCACAGUCUGGAGAGUCAAGCCUAAAUGCAGAGGUUAGUGAAUUUAAGUCCAGAGUGAAGAUAAAGUCAGAGAACCAGCCUCAAGACUGUCCUACACACAUGCUCUUUGAUGCAGACAACUUGGCUUCUCAGGUGCCACACUAUCAUCUCCAGAGAGUGCCUACUGAAGACAAGAUGUUAUAUGGCUUCAUGGUGGACCAAAGGAACUGCCUAAAGCAGCAAGAACCCAUGAUCUCUAAACUUCGGGACUCAUGGAAGAGCCAUAGAAAGAUGACUGACCCUACUUAUAAAAGAGAGGACUGUAGGAGACUCAACUCAGGAAAGAAUGAAGAACAGUUUGAGGCAUUGGGGACCUCUCAAGCUGAGUGCCUGAGUCACUCUGCCCCAAUUAGGAGAAUAGUAGACUCUGUUAGGAGCAGAUGUAUCCAGCUCCUGCCAGAGAAGAAACAGGGUCCUUCCGAAAGCCUCUUCAGAAAAAGAGUAAGGCGCUUUUUUCAGUGGAUUUUCCCCAAUAAAAAAGUCAAAGGUCAGAAUGUUUUGCAAAAAUGUAGGCCAAUAACAGCCUCUGCCCAGAGCCAAGGACCAGUCAAAAGCAGGUCAAUUAUGGCCAGUGAGACUCCCGAGGCUCAGGCACUCAUGACAGCUGUUGGACAGAUUCUAGAAGAGAAAAUGGCAAUUCACCAUGGACUUCAUGCCACAAAGUUAAAUGAGCACAAACAGGAACUCCAAGCACCAGUAUGUGGGUGUUUCUGCUACCACAGGCUUCCCUGCUACCCAGAACAAGGGAGAAUAAUGAAUUUUACAGCCCAUGGUCACCAAGCCUCCUCCAAGGGCCAGAGAAGCUCUAUCAGGGAAAGGCAGGUCAAACAUCGACAGACCUUAAAAAGUGUAAGAUUCAAGGAUGAGCAGCUGGGGAGCAACUUCUCAUCCUUGCCUUCCAAGAAGACUCUGUCUCCAGUCAGUCCCUGCCAGUAUGGGCCAAGGAUGCCAAGUGUCCCAGGCCACCAUCAUCACUGCCCACGGCAUUGUCUUAUUCAGGGACAGAUCUUGUCUAGUCAAUUAUAAAAUGCUUCUUUAGCCCUUCCUAGUAGGAAAACGUCUCCAAGAAGAAAAUUAGUCCAUGUGGAGAAAAUAUUUUUUCUCCUUAGCACAUCCAAAUACUUAAUAUUCCCUAAUAUAUAUGUUUUACCAGAAGAGGGUAGUAUGGUUGCUUUUGUUUGCGCUAUGCUUGGUGUAUGCUUUGGCCUCUAGAAGGGAGGGGUAUGAAGAGUGUUUGGCAGUGCGUAUUGUAGGCUUGCACCUUAUCCUGAAUUCUUUCAUUACACAUUGUUUUCAUGAUACUGUCAUUAUACAAACAAAAACUACUCCAAAAAGAUGAGAAAUACCUAUGAAGGCAUUACCCCAAGAUCUGUUCAACUUAUCUUUCUCCUGCUUCUGUUCUACUUUGAAUUUUAUACAGCUAUAGUGGGUAAGUUUACAGAGGCAUCAGAGGGCUGGACUUUACCACUCAGGCUCCAGCAAGUGUCAGAACCAAGUGGGUUGAAGUUUAGAAGAGGCUACUGAGCCUUAAGUUCAGAAGCAGAAGAAAUCUUGUCGACACUUGAAUCUCUUGGUGAAGAAUAGAUGAUAUAUACUCUUGAGAACCCCUUCUCUCUCUGAUGAGAGAUAGGCCCUAUGAACCCCUCUUAGCUUAGCUUUAAUGAAAUGUACAGUGUCACCUUCAACCUCUGCCUUUCAUGUACUUUUAAUGAUGAAGAUGACACUUCCAGCUCUAUGUGUGUGUGUAAGUAGGGGAUCAUCAGGGAGGUUGCUGAGGGCUGUGUUCACCUCUAACCUAAAUGAAUAUUCAAGAGUCAUAUACUUUCCCUCUGUUCCUUCUAACAGAGAAGGAGUUCUGGGUUAAUGGAACAGGAGUGUUUGUGUGUAGUAAUUAUUUUAUGGAUGAACACUGUGGGAUGUGGGAGACAAAUUGGGAAUGUUGGACCCAAAGAAGAAGACAAAGUGGCACAUUGUGCCCAUAGUGUGCAGUGAAUGAAGAGCCCCUUGAUAGUCCGUCUAUAGGUCCGGAGAGAAGAAAAAGUUAAGGACCCACUGUGUCACCAUACCCAUUAGGGCCUCCACCCUGCUCCAGCUCUAAGAUCACAGACCUAGAAAAGCCACCUUAAGUCCAAAAUAGAUGGCCAAAUUUGUAGAUGUAAAGCAAAUCAGGGAAGGUUAAUCUAAUAACAUAUUUAAUAAGCUUACACACCAUCACCUCCUGAAUUCUAGAAUGGAUGACUUAAUAAUAGGUGGAAAGGUCAGGACUAGGAAAUCUUGGGAUGUGACUCCCAGUAUGGUGACCUUUACUUAAAACCAUGGCCUAAAGACUGCUCUUCAAGGAGUGGUGGGGACUUAAAAGGCCCAGAGAAUGGCCUGUAAUCAUGUAGUAAGUAUUAUCUGGCUCCAAGUUCCUGCUUUCUCCUGAGCCCAGCAGAAGAAGCCUUCAGACAGGAUUUAUCAAAGGGAGUUGGGGAGAGCAUGUAGGUGACCCAAAAUUGGAAGUGCAGUCCAGGAGUAGUCUACUGUUUUUUCCACAUCUACCACAGUCUUCCUCCUCCCCUGGCCUCUAUCCAUAUGGGAAAUCAGGGAACUGAGAAAUUUGUCCAGAGUUAAUCUGUGCUUUGUGCCACACAUGGUACACAAUGUACAUAGCUGCAGAGGGCAUCAUUCCCAUGGUAGAGAGUGUUGUUCCAGGAGAUAUCCCUGAUCUAGAGGACAAUAGGAAUGGACCCUAUCCCCCAUGCCUGUCAGGAAGCCCAACAUUUGGGACUGGGACCUGGGGUGGUGGAGCAGAUUGGGUAUAAGCCUGCUUGUGUCGCUGGUUUCUCCUUGAAACCAGAUCUUGCUUUUGGGCCCCAUUUCCUGAGGCAGCCUCCAGAGUAGAUCCAGCAGUAAAAACAGGGCCAAGACCUGUGGGAAGGGAGUACCCUGGGGCUCUUGGGAUCUCAGGGGAGGGUGGUAUAGAGUGGGAACCUUGAGCCUGGUGCUGUUAGGUCCUCUAGGGGCACUGAGAGAUGAGUUCUGGGACUGGAGUGGGGGCUAGAUGUGGACAUGGCCCCUGCCAGAAGUGCCACAGACAGGGAUGCUGAUGGAUCAGCAAAAAAAAAGAAACAAGUGCCUUUGCCCUUUUGUGGCUCAGAUUUCCAUAAGGUGCAGUAAGGCCAGAAAUGGAGACACACAGAUAUACCUCCCAACAGAGAUAACAUAUAGAUCUUAUAGAAACAACUUUUAACAGAGAUCUCUCAGAUAGACACCUUCCACAGUGGAUAUCAUUUGCCCCAGUGACCUCACACUGAGACCUCACAUAGGGAGCUCAUGUUGCCCCACAGAUCCUCAGACAGAAACCUAGCACAGAUUUCACAGACUUUCCAGAGACCUGAUGGCAAACCUCUCAGAGACAUCCCAAAGGUACCUUCCAUACAAACCUCACACAGAGACCAACACUCAGAGACCUCAUGUAGCCUCAGAGAGACUCACACAGAAACCUCACAGAGAGACUUCAUCUACACACAGUACACAGUGAUCAUCUACUGCCUCACAGAGACUUCACAUUGAGACCUUACAUAGAUAACCCACAGAGAUUCGACACACAGACCUCACAGAGACCUCACAUCCAUUUUUCAGAAUCUUAAGCAGGCAACCAUUGACAAGUCCUUCUUGGUGAAUAUGAAACCACUUAUCAAACUGGCAGCACAAGAGGGAUUGUCAGUUGUGCCCUCUUGAGAGCCUUAAAACAUUGUCAAUAUUACACUAAUUGGGGUUCUCUGGGGAAAUGUUUGGGAAUUUUUGUAUUUUUAUAAUAUUAUUGGCUCUGAACAAAAAAUUACCCAUUCUACAUAUAGAUUUGCAAAAUUAAUUUCUACAAGUGUUCAUUAACUUGAGAAUGAAAAAUUUUAAAUGCAACUAAAACAGUCUCCAAUGAAAGAAAAUAUCUUAUUUGUCCAGUUUUAGUUAUUAUCCAGCUAAAUGGUGUCACUGUCACAUUUUCUUUAUUCCCUUGGGGACAAGGCCUGAACUAGAAAUGGCUUAUUUAUUUAUUUUGGAAAUAUAAUAAACACCUGUAACAAAUGGACUCUAGAAAUGAAAUAAACCAGAAAAGACACAUCUGGACUCACACUUGCCUUCCAGAGGUCUGUGUAACUAACAUAUUAGUUUGCACUUAACAGUUUGCAUUACGUUUAUGGGGUUUUAUUUUUUAACAAGUUAAUAAUAACAAGGAUUUUUCACAUAUAAGUCAAAUUCCUGGUACUAUUCCUAUUAUAUCAUCUAGCAAAAUUAUACUUCUGAAUAUUAUUUUAUUCCCUCAAAUUUAGUACUCUUUUUACUGUUAUAUUAUUAUAGUUAAUAAUUAACAUAGUCAAAAUAACAAGCUAUUGAGAGGGAUUAAUUUUUAAUUCUGUGAAAUUCACAUUUUCUAAGACAGGCAGUCAAGAUCCACUUUAUAUUAUUACAGGGCUAACAAGGAACACAUUUCUUAAAAUGAAUUUGAAAUACUACAAAAUAUAUGUCUACUUUUGAGCUGUACGAUGGUCUAAUAAAAUUACUGAGAAAGACGUCAAUAUAUCCAUCUGAAUUGUUAGUCAUUUAAUCAAUAUUUAUAUUAUAAUAAAUAAUGAAAAGCCUCACAUAUAUCCAGCACUUUCCAAAGGGUGGAUUGCAAUGAGACUACAUAUUUCUCACUGUUUACAUAUUUCUCACUCAAUACAACCUAUUGUCCUUGAUAAAGUUUCAAUGACUACUGUCAAGCAUUAGUCACUGGUUAAGUCUCUCAGAUUUUCCAUUGAGAUGAUGACAUCAUAGUAUAUUCCUUCUCUAAGAGGUGCAGGGCUGAUAUAAGAGCAGUUUUGGCUUAUUUCACCAAGAAAUUCACUUUUUAUUUAUAAUUAAAUAAUUUAUAACUAAUUUAUAACUAUUAAUUUUUCAACUUUAUUCCUUUAUGAUGUUAUUGAAUCAUAAAAUGGUGGAAUGUGGUCAUGGAUGUCAUCUAAUAUUCUAUCAAAUCAUCUUUUACAGUGCAAGUUACACAGAUAAAUUUAUUGAUCAGAACAAAAUGGGUUCAAUUAGGAAAAGUUUAUAGUGGAAGAUAUCUUUUUCAAGUUCACUAUUUUAACCAUGUUAAAAUAAGUGAUAUUCUUUAGUCUUUUGAAUUAAAAUUGUUCAGAGUGGCCAAAAAGUCUGGAAACAUGAGAAAUGUCCAUAACAAGUAGUUUGUUGCUAUAUCAUGUUGAAUGUGUUGUUCUUCACUAACAAUUCACAGUUCAAUACGCUGUGCAAAAUUACAAUGAACAAUACGCAUUAAAGAAACGUUUGCAUCAGUCAUUGCACAUUCAUCUGUCAUAUGUUGCUUCAGAUUUGUGUGUUUUCAUGGAAUAAACUUGCACAUUUCCUAAGAAUAAGAAAUCAAGGGGGAAUCAAUCUAUUUAAAAUAUAUUAAGUUUUCCAGACUCCAUGGCCAGCUUUUAUUUUUAGUAAUAUUCACCUAUCUUAAAUUUUUUAACAAGUUUUGCCAUUUAUAUAUUUCCAGAAGAAAUGGAUAUCAAAAAUUAGAGAAAACAACAAAAAGAGAUCCCUUUUAUUUUCAAUAAAUUUUACAUCAAACAUUUUGCUGAAAAUGAAGUGAUCCUUAAUCUAUAGAUGACAUACUUUUUACAUGAUAAUUUAUAUUAUAAAUUUGGAUUUACAGUAAAUUUUUUUGUAUAUUUUUUAUUGGAGUUCGAUUUGCCAACGUAUAGUAUAACACCCAGUGCUCAUCCUGU
Canis lupus familiaris (dog) is the source of this 8903-nucleotide messenger RNA. Its product is annotated as spermatogenesis-associated protein 31A6. The transcript is spliced from 4 exons. Bases 76 to 4173 code for a protein of 1365 amino acids. The record is from RefSeq and is a predicted model, not a curated record. NCBI's taxonomy places the organism in Eukaryota, Metazoa, Chordata, Mammalia, Carnivora, Canidae.